UGAGAGGAAAAGAGGAAAACUGAGCCACAGCCACGACGGUGGACGCGAGCGUCUCCUGUCUGCGCAUGCGCCCGCUCAGCGGCCUGCUUCUAUUUAUGUGGGGGAUCCAACAUGGCGGCUGCGGCGACCCUGGCGAUGGCGGUGGAGCCCAUCAGAACAUAGUGGCGGGGAAGGGGGCACGGUCCGCACUCACGGUGGCGUCGGCAGAGACGACUGAGGGCGGUGGAGGGAAGAAAAGCGACGGAAAGCGAAAGGAAGGGCGGGCAGGCAGACAACUCGGCGUAGAACCGAGCGCCGGCUCGAGCGAAGGCAGAGGGCCAGAACAGUGGGGAUGGCGGAGCCACGCAGAGUAGCGUUUAUUAGCCUGUCACCGGUGAGGCGGCGCGAGGCCGACUACCCGGGGGCCGAACGCGAGCCCGAAUACCCUCGCGAGCCCCCCCGGCUGGAGCCGCAGCCGUACCGCGAGCCGGCCCGGGUGGAGCAGCCGGCCCCGCGGGAGGCUGCCCCCCGGUCGGACGCGCAGCCCCCGCCGCGGGAGAAGCCGCUCCCCCAGCGCGAGGUCAGCCGCGCCGAGCCGCCCAUGUCGCUGCAGCGGGAGCCCCCGCGGCCCGAGCCGCCGCCGCCGCCUCUCCCUCAGCUGCACUUGCAGCCGCCCCCGCCACGAGAGUCGGCUUCCCGGGCCGAGCCGCAGCAGAGGCCGCCGAGGGAGACAGUGCGCCUGGAGCUAGUGCUCAAGGAUCCCACCGACGAGAGCUGCGUGGAGUUCAGUUACCCGGAGCUGCUGCUGUGCGGAGAACAACGGAAGAAGCCCAUUCACACAGAAGACCCAUUUAAUGAUGAACAUCAAGAGAGGCAAGAAGUGGAAAUGUUGGCUAAGAAGUUUGAAAUGAAAUAUGGUGGGAAACCCCGUAAACAUCGGAAGGAUCGGCUUCAAGAUUUAAUUGAUAUAGGCUUUGGCUAUGAUGAGACAGAUCCAUUUAUUGAUAACUCAGAGGCUUAUGACGAGUUAGUUCCUGCUUCUCUAACAACAAAAUAUGGAGGCUUUUACAUCAACACUGGCACACUGCAGUUUCGCCAAGCUUCAGAUACUGAAGAAGAAGAUAUUACAGACAACCAGAAGCACAAGCCACCCAAAAUUCCCAAAAUAAAAGAAGAUGACAUUGAAAUGAAGAAGCGGAAGCGGAAAGAGGAGGGGGAAAAGGAGAAGAAGCCAAGGAAAAAAGUACCCAAGCAAUUGGGAGUUGUGGCUCUAAAUUCCCACAAGUCUGAAAAAAAGAAGAAACGUUAUAAAGAUUCUCUUUCUCUAGCUGCCAUGAUACGAAAAUUUCAGAAAGAGAAGGAUGCAUUAAAGAAGGAGCCUAACCCCAAAGUCCCAGUGAACUUAACAUCCUCCUCUCUGAAUAAACCCCCCUCCACUGCUGUAGCAUUGGGAAAUGACGUCUCGGACUUAAAUCUGAACAGUGCUGAUCCGGACCUCCCUAUUUUUGUUGGCACAAAUGAACAUGAACUGUUUCAGGAAGCUGAAAAUGCCCUAGAGAUGCUAGAUGAUUUCGACUUUGACAGAUUACUGGAUGCUGCUUCUGAUGGUAGCCCCCUCUCCGAGUCAGGGGGAGAGAAUGGAAACACCACCCAGCCAACCUAUGCCUCUCAGGUUAUGCCCAAGGUGGUGCCUACACUCCCAGAGGGUCUACCUGCUCUUCUUGAAAAACGCAUUGACGACCUCCGUGUAGCUGCCAAACUUUUUGAUGAAGAAGGAAGGAAAAAAUUCUUUACACAGGAUAUGAAUAAUAUUCUUCUGGACAUCGAGUUACAGCUACAGGAACUAGGCCCUGUCAUCCGUAGUGGUGUCUACUCCCAUCUUGAAGCUUUUGUGCCAUGCAAUAAAGAAACACUGGUAAAACGUCUAAAGAAGUUACAUCUCAACGUCCAGGAUGAUCGUUUAAGAGAACCUCUGCAAAAACUGAAACUGGCUGUUAGCAACGUGAUGCCUGAACAGCUAUUUAAAUACCAGGAGGACUGCCAAGCUCGUAGUCAAGCUAAGUGUGCCAAGUUGCAAACAGAUGAAGAACGAGAAAAAAAUGGAUCCGAGGAAGAUGAUGAUGAGAAACCAGGGAAACGUGUCAUUGGACCAAGAAAGAAAUUCCACUGGAAUGACACCAUCAGAACUUUGUUAUGUAACCUUGUUGAGAUCAAAUUGGGAUGCUAUGAGUUAGAGCCAAAUAAAAGCCAGUCCGCUGAGGAUUAUCUUAAAUCCUUUAUGGAGACAGAGGUGAAACCAUUGUGGCCUAAGGGCUGGAUGCAGGCAAGAAUGCUUUUUAAGGAGAGCCGGAGUGUACAUAAUCAUCUUACUUCUGCUCCGGCAAAGAAAAAGGUGAUUCCUGCACCUAAACCCAAAGUGAAGGAGUAUAGUCCAAAAAAGGACCAGAAAACUCCUGCAUCCUUGGCGGCUUCCGUUGGUGGUCCCUCAGUGAGCUCUAGCACAUCUGCGGUGGCCUCUGCCAGCUCUAGCUCUACACCAGCCCAGGAGACCAUCUGCCUUGAUGACUCACUAGAUGAAGACCUUUCUUUCCAUCCACCUGCACUGGAUCUUGUUUCUGAAGCUUUAGCUGUUAUCAACAAUGGGAACAAAGGCCCUCCAGCUGGCUCAAGGAUAAGCAUGCCAACUGCAAAACCUCGCCCAGGACUGAGAGAAGAAAAAUUAGCAAGUAUCAUGAGUAAGUUGCCGCUGGCUGCUCCUAAAAAACUAGAUUCUCCUCAGACUGCACAUUCAUCCAGUCUUAUUGCCGGUCACACAGGGCCAGUACCAAAGAAACCCCAGGAUUUAGCUCAUACUGGCAUCUCUUCAGGCCUUAUCGCUGGUUCUUCAAUUCAGAACCCUAAAGUUUCCUUGGAACCUUUGCCAGCCAGGCUGCUUCAACAAGGACUACAGAGGUCGAGUCAGAUUCAUGCUGCUUCCUCUUCACAGACCCACGUGUCCUCUUCUUCCCAAGCCCAAGUUGCUGCCUCCUCUCAUGCUCUGGGAACACCUGAGGCCCAGGAUGCUUCUUCGUUAACACAAGUAACAAAGGUGCACCAGCAUUCAGCUGUCCAACAAAACUAUGUGUCUCCAUUACAAGCAACCAUUAGUAAAUCACAGACCAACCCAGUGGUGAAAUUAAGUAAUAAUCCCCAACUUGCCUGUUCAUCCCCGCUUAUUAAGACUUCGGAGAAGCCACUCAUGUACCGCCUUCCCUUAUCGACUCCCUCACCUGGAAAUGGUUCUCAAGGGUCCCAUCCCCUGGUUUCUAGGACAGUACCCAGCACCACUACCUCCAGUAACUACUUAGCCAAGGCUAUGGUGUCACAGAUGUCCACGCAGGGUUUCAAAUCUCCCUUCUCAAUGGCUGCAUCCCCCAAACUUGCCGCAUCUCCAAAACCUGCCACAUCUCCUAAACCCUUGCCCUCGCCUAAGCCUUCUGCCUCGCCUAAGCCCUCUCUGUCAGCUAAGCCUUCAGUAUCAACUAAACUUAUUUCGAAAUCCAACCCUGCUCCCAAGCCUCCUGUACCCCCAAGCUCUUCCAGUCCAAAUGCACUCGUAGCCCAGAGUAGCCACUCCAGCGGUAACAACCCAGUCCACAAACAGCCCAGUGGGAUAAACCUCAGCAGACAGUCGCCCACCUUGAAUUUGCUGCCCUCCAAUCGCACUUCAGGCCUUCCAGCCACAAAAAAUCUUCAGGCCCCUUCAAAGCUCACCAACUCCUCGUCCGCUGGAACUGUUGGGAAGAAUAGCUUGAGUGGCAUCGCAGUGAAUGUACCUGCCAGCAGAGGUAGCAGCCUAAACUCAAGCGGAGCGAAUAGGACUAGUCUCUCUGGGGGAACAGGAAGUGGAACACAGGGUGCUACUAAACCGUUGUCUACUCCACACAGACCAUCCUCUGCCUCAGGGUCUUCAGUGGUAACAGCCAGUGUGCAGUCCACAGCAGGAGCGUCAUUAUUGGCUAAUGCCUCACCUCUGACUCUCAUGACAUCACCUUUGUCUGUAACAAAUCAAAAUGUGACUCCUUUUGGGAUGCUGGGUGGCCUUGUUCCAGUGACCAUGCCCUUCCAGUUUCCCUUGGAGCUACUUGGCUUUGGAACGGACACAGCUGGAGUGACAACCACCUCGGGAUCUACCUCAGCCGCUUUCCACCAUAGCCUAACUCAGAAUUUACUAAAGGGUUUACAGCCAGGAGCUCAGCAUGCAGCAACACUUUCCCACUCACCUCUGCCUACACAUUUACAGCAAACAUUCAAUGAUGGAGGCCAAAGUAAAGGGGACACUAAAUUACCACGGAAAUCUCAGUGACUUCCCAGCAAGCAAUGGAGAUGAGACAUUCAGCUGGCUGAUGGAAUCUACCUGAUGGGAAAGUCCUCUUGUGGUCAUAGGGCUGCUGUUCUGUCGAUGUUUACAUUCUCUCGUCCCAAGCACUGUGGUGAGGAGGAAAAAAGGAAAGAGAACGUUACUUGAGUAAAGCCAGGUGCAGGAGGAAGAAAUGCAUUCGUGCAAAGUUAGUGACCUUUGGUCUCCUCUAAAGAAAGACAAAGUUAUAUUAACUGACUUGAAAGAGACUCAGUUGUCAAACCCACAGAAGUACAAAUUUGAUUUUUUCCCCGGCGGGGGGAGGAAGAAGGAAUCUGAGGAUUUGGGUAUACUCCAUCCAUCCUGGGGGCUGGAUCUGAGCACUUGUAGAUAUAAUUGCAUAAUAAAAGGCAAUAUAUCUGGAAUUAGGCCAGUUUGUCAGGAGUAACAAUCAUGUCUAUUUGAGUGGACUAUGCAGCAAAUUGCCACACAAAUUUUAAUGACCCUGUGUCUGAUACAGACAGUAGCUGAGUAAAUAUCAUACCCUCACACAAUCCUGAACAAACUUGAAUCUUCUCCAGUGUGUAGCACCUCCCCGUGUAAAUCAGUGGACUAAAGAGGCUUCAGGAAAGUUAUUUUAGCACAGUGAUAUAUAUUAUUAAAUCAUCAAGAUUUUUAAAAGUCAAGAAAUUGAGCCUGUUGCUCUUAACAGACGAAACUUAGAUGCCCCCUUUUUGUAAAAGGGUCAAUUUCGUCUUCCAUUCAGAAGCAGGUACUUAACUCUUCUUCAGGUGAUUUGUGCAUCUGGUAUUGACUGGUUAAUUCUUAUUUCCAUUCUUGAUGUUAAAAUGUGACUUUGUUCACAUUUUUCUCUUCAGAAAUGGGGAUCUUUGACGUAGGGCUGCGACUUUGGUGCUCUUAGCCCUUGCAGGCCUACCGCUCUGAACUGUAGAUUUCCCCAGCUUCCCCUCAGUUCACAACUUCUCCUGGUCUUUUAGCUAGUGGUACUUCAGGUGAUAUAGAUAGGUGUAAGUGUGUACUGCACAUGCCUCUUCAUUGGUCAUUCAAAUGGCAUAUAUUAUAUUUUUGGAAUUUUUAAGAUAGUAUUUUAAAGGGAGGAAUUACAUUAGAUCAUGUGUACAAGGGAUUAUUUUUUAUAACAAUCACAAUGUAUUUUUACUCCCUGUAUCCAGUGUAGUGAAAUGGAUUUGGAGCAUUUGGGAUCUUAAAGCUUUAUUAAUAUUUACUGAGAAUAUUGAUACAUUAGUAAACCUGCAGACAGUAGUAAGACUGCUUAGUUAUCAUCGCUUCCUUAUGCAAAUACAUAUUCAACAAAGGAUGUUAAGGGAGAAAUUUAUGGUUCUUUUUGGAUACAUUUGAUUUUUUUUUCAUCAUCAUUGGUCUUGUCUCUAUCAAUCUCUCUCUCUCACUCUUUUUUUUCUCCCUAUUUAGACUUCUGAAUGUCUUUAAACCGUACCCAAGAUUGGUGUAAGCUUGAUCCAUUUAUAACAAACUCACCUAAAAAAAACGGCAUCAGAUUGGUAGUAGCAAGAUUUGCAUGUUUUCAUUACAAGUCACCCUAUACCUUCAGAUUUAUUUAAAUAAGUGCAUUAAUGUGGCCUUUUUUUCCUUUUUAAACAUAAGUCCCAAAUAGCCUACAGGACUGAAUGAGUUACCACAGAUCUGUUCAGAUCUGUGUGUUACCUGUAUUUUGACUUCAGAGUCACAUUGGCUUGCUUCAUAGUAAAAAGUUAAUAAGUAACUGAAAACUUUAUUUCCAAAAUGUUACAGUAAUGCAGAGGACUGUUUCAGAGAAAUCAUUGCUAUAAUUACUUGCCUCUAAGAAUUUAGUUUACCAGUAGAACAAAUAAGAAUGUUGUGUCCACCCCAGAGGAUGCUUCCAAAGGAUAUUGCGAUGUUGCCUAGAGGUUUGACUUGAAUUGAAUAUGUUUGAUUAAAGAUUGUUUGGUUUAUUUAAUUAGGGAAGCUUACCCAAUUCUUGAGUUAUUCCAAUGUAGUAUACCUGUUGCUCUUACCUAAUGUGGGGAAAAAAAAAAAAGUCUUUUCUAAUACUGUCUGUAUAGGGAGUUUGCCUUUGGGAAGCUGACCUUGGUCUCACUUCCCGAACCAAGAGUCAGAGUGCAUAUUAAUCUCUCUUCCUGCUGAUAGUUGUGCACGUGUUCAUCUGUGUGUAUACAUAAAUUUAUUUCUAUAUAAAAAUGCAUCACUAGUUUAGGUCAGGGAAUAAUUUCAGUUUCUGAAAUCCAUCAGUUCUGAAUCAUGCCAUGUGAAGAUCCCUGAUGAUUCUUUUGUCUCCGUUAGAGAAGAACAGGAUUAUCAAUUCUUCCCCCAAGUAUUAUUUUGUAACUAACCAGUAAAAAUAUCUGAAGGCCCUUGGCUCUGAGAAGUCCAUAUACAGGGAGGUGAUAUUCUGUUCUCUUCGGUCUUGAUUCCGUGAGGACUGCUGCCAGAUCCUGCCCUCAGCCCCAUACCACAUUUUCACUAACUUACGUCCAUUUCAAUCAAGUCUACCCUUUUGUGUUGUACAGAUGAAACAAGCAUCCUUUUAUUUCUAAAUAGAUAAGUAUGAUCAGAGAGCUCCUACCUGUAAAUACAGAACUAUUUCUUUUCUAGAUCAUAACAUUGAAAAUGGUGUCCAUACUUUACCGGCACCUGUCUUUACAGUUUUUCUUACUAAAUACAGACAUAUAAAUUGGUUAUUUUUUAGCCCAGAGACUUUUGACUCAUACUGUAUUUUUGCACUUAAAAGUCAAAUUAUGUUAUUUUUUAAAUGGUGAGUAGUCAGAAAGGAUAUAGAGCAACGUGUAUUUCUGAAGAGCAUUAGCAACAUCCCAAUGCAAAAAUAAUCAGCACACUUGAUUAUGUCCCACUCGGCGGGACUCUUGAUUCAGGAAAAUUAAGCUGUUCGUUUUCAACUGUCUUGUAUUUAAAUUGCCUUCACUGAUGUAUAAGCUGUUACUGUACAUACAAGUUAAUCCUCAGUAUUCACAAGCAAUAACGGUCAGCGGAGUUGUCUUCAGAGACAGCCGUGCUGAGCCUCGGUUGGAGACUGUUUGGGAGCAAAGUGUCAAGCUCAUUCAGAGCCUCCAGAAUCAAUGCAAGCAAUAAUUCCACUAUAACUCAAUGAUAAUUCUUUCUCAUAUGCUUCUGAGAUCAGAGGGUAAAAGAAAUCAGGGGUUUAAGAUCAGCCUGAAGAAAAACGUUUGGGAAAAAGAGUGAAGUUAAUCUGAAGUCGCAGAAUCCUGAUAUUCUGAGGAAAUCAGAGGCUCGUGUUCAUACAUUCUUUUAUGCCUGCCACCCCUUUGAUGGAUGUUGUUAGCCCAAAUUACGUUUUUUUUUAAUAUCACAGAAGUUGAGUAGGGUUUCUUGCAUCACCAAGGUAGGAGGAAGAACCGGGCACAUACUUGUUUGGAUACUGUGGGUUUGACACCUGUUGAAAACAACUUACUGGAAAAGAUUUUUAACCCAGGAUUUUUUUUUUUUUUUUUUUUUUCCCUUCCCAAAGCAGAUCUAAAUUGUUUACUACCCAGGGUUGGAAAGGGCAGGCCCCUCUAGUCUUUCUUCUCCGGUUGCCCUUACCACACCCCUUCCCUCCUCUACUUGGUUCACGACAGUUUCUGAGAUGGAAACUCUACUGUUAUUCCAACUGCCAUUGAUUGUGAGAACUCUCUGUCCCUUGGGACAGUCUCCUAGAACUCCAGUUGUCUAUCAUAUUUGCUGCUACACUUGUAUAAUGAACUUUGCCUGUAUUGGUCGAUUAUAAUCUGAUUUACAGUUCUUUAUCUCUUGGAGGUUUUGUCAUAUAACUUGACCCAUACAUAGAGUUAGGAUACUUUAUUUUAGGAGUGUACCAUAAAAGCACACUGGUCCCGGAAUUCUUUUUAUUAUCAUGUAGGUUUUGAAUUUGUGUUGGCUUCUUUUUUUGUUUGUUGCUGUUUUGUUUCUCUUUGUUUUAAAUUAGAAAUAGCAGAGUGAGAAAAAUCUAUAAUCAGGCCGAACUUGAGAACUUUCCCUUGUGCUUCAGCACUGUAGUUUCUGCUGACCAUAUGUUCUCAAAAGGGGCACUUGUACUUUCUAUUGUGCAUGUAUGAUUGUUUUGUUUUGUUUUUUGCUUUUGUAAUAAUGAAACAGAAAUGCAGUAGUGGGUAAAUGACCGAUUACAAACAUGUUAUACAGUUUUAUUUCAUAAAAUUGAAGGGGAAAAGUUUAACUCUCUGUAAAUCAUUUCUUAGCUCUGGUAAAAUGCUUAUAUUACUCCUCUAAAACAUGCUCAAUUCAGGCCUUUGUCUUUGUUAAGUGCCUUUUUUUUCUUUCUUUUUCCCCCUCUUAAAAGUGUUCUCAGAUAUCCUAAGUACAGGCUUAUAAGUCAGGGGAUUCAGGAGGAAGAAUCUCAAACUUGCCAACGUCAUGUCAUGCUGUAAUAUUCUUCCUUUUCUUUAUAUGUAUAAGGAUAUAUGUGUAAGAUACAUAAUACAUAUAUAUGUGUAUAUAUAUGUAUACAUAUGUAAUAUAUAUAUAUAUAUAUAACUAGUAGCUGCUGUACCAUUGCAUCCUUUCCAAACACAGCCCUUUCGAUGUUUGCAAAA
Mustela erminea (ermine) is the source of this 8925-nucleotide messenger RNA. RefSeq names its product ubinuclein 2 (gene UBN2). The record is from RefSeq and is a predicted model, not a curated record. Lineage: Eukaryota; Metazoa; Chordata; Mammalia; Carnivora; Mustelidae. The coding region runs from base 332 to 4324 and encodes 1330 amino acids. Gene Ontology annotation, cellular component: nucleus. The transcript is spliced from 17 exons.